AUGCAAUUGCACGAAGAAGUGAUUGAUUUUGCCGAGCACGGUGAAAAUAAAAACGUGGAACUACCCGAGUCUAUUGAAAGAGCACUGGAGCUAAAAAAUGAAUUUUCUGAAGAAACUCCAGUGGAUUCUAAAUUAACUGUGACAGUAGAUAGUGGCGAUUCUUCAGUAAAAUUAGUGACGGAUGACCAAGAUAUAGAUGGCAACAAUAAUCCUUCUAAGAAAGCCCACAAGAAGAAGAUAAAAAGAGGUAAGAGGAAGAAGCACAAUCAAAUUAAAUUUACCAGUGAAGAAAAAGUGAACAAUUUAGAAAAGUCCGAAGCUAAAGAUGCUCCAGAAGUUGAGUAUGUUCAAGAUUUGCCAGAAUUGAGUGACUUAGAGCCAAUGUACCGUCAGUUUGCUUCAGUUUUUGAGAAUUUCCGCUUCGCCAAGCCUGAAGAAGUCACCGAGGAGCUUCAGCUUCCAUUGGUUGCUCCAAUAGAUGAGCCAGGGAAGGAUUCUGACGACGAGGAUCCAAAGCAGACUAAACAGCCAGAUGAAAAUGAAGCUACAUUAUCCAACCGAAAGCUUAAGCAGCGCUCACGUCCUAGCAUUGCCCAGUUAAAGCGACUAGUGAGCAAGCCUGAUGUUGUCGAAAUGCACGACGUGACUGCUCGAGAUCCUUUUACGUUGAUACAACUGAAGGCUACGAGGAAUACAGUUCCCGUUCCAAGACAUUGGUGCUCUAAGACAAAAUACUUGCAGCGGAAAAGAGGAAUUGAGAAGCCGCCAUUUGAGCUUCCAGAUUUCUUGAAGCGUACUGGUAUCACGGAGUUAAGAGCGACUCAGCAGACCAUUGAAGCGGAUAAAACGUUGAAGUGCAAAAUGCGUGAAAAAGCGAGGCCGAAAAUGGGCAGAAUUGACAUCGAGUAUGAGAAACUCUACGACGCGUUCUUCAAAUGGCAAACCAAGCCCCGGAUGACUAUUCAUGGAGACCUUUACUACGAGGGCAAAGAGUUUGAGACGAAGCAUUUGGACAAGAAGCCUGGUGUGCUGUCUGAAGAGUUGAGGGUUGCUCUAGGAAUGCCUUCGGGUCACAAUCUUCACAAAUAUCCGCCUCCAUACUUGAUUCAGAUGCAGCGUUACGGACCGCCGCCCAGUUACCCGAAUUUGAAGAUUUCUGGGCUGAACGCGCCUUUGCCAGAAGGAUGCGCCUUUGGGUACCAUGUUGGAGGAUGGGGCAAGCCUCCGGUUGAUCAAGCUGGAAGGCCUUUGUACGGAGAUGUCUUUGGUGUUUAUCAGGAAGCUGAAGAUCAAGUUGAAGAAGCAGAUCGGAAAUUAUGGGGUGAGCCGGAGUCAGAAUCUGAUGAAGAGGAAGAUGAUGAAGAUGAUGACAAGGACAAUGGCAAUGACAAUGAGGACAAUGAGGAAGCUGAUGCCAGUGGUCUUGAAACCCCGAUUGCUGAAAGCGUCAGUGAUUUUGAACCAACCACUGAGGACUUUGCAGCUCCUGAUGAUGCGAUCGAGUUGAGAAAAAAGAAGAUUGAGAAGGAAAUGGAGAACCGUGAUUUCCAGUCUUUGUACACUGUGCUCAGUGAGCGCAAAACUGAAGGCUUAGGGGCCAGUAUGAUGGGUAGCACUCAUGUUUAUGAUAUGACUGGUGCUGGUGGUCAGGUUCCGCCCUCGGUUUUAUCUGCUCGAAGAGGCGCUUCCGGGGGGGAAAAUAUGAAAGCUAAGAACGGUGUUGAGCUUACACUGGAUCCUAGUGAGCUUGAUCUCAAUCAAGAGGCCAUGGCCUCCAAGUACGAGCAGACUAUGCGGAUUAGGAAUGCUGGGUCCAGGCAAGAAGACAUGUCUGACUUGUUGCAGGAACAUUUGAAGCGGCAGAAGGGUCAGAAUAAGAGAAAACAGCCUCAAACUUUGGAUACCAAAGCUGUGAAGAAAUAUAAAGAGUUUAAGUUUUGA
This is a messenger RNA of Cotesia congregata, 1941 nucleotides long. The record is from the annotation of a GenBank genome assembly. NCBI's taxonomy places the organism in Eukaryota, Metazoa, Arthropoda, Insecta, Hymenoptera, Braconidae.